UCUCCUGCUCUCCGCUCCUUCGCACUCCGCGAUCGAAGCCGCCGCUGGGCUUCAGCUGCUCGGACUCCUUCCCACCCGGUGCCUCCGCUCGCCGGGGCCUCGAGGAGACAGGACCCCCCUUGGGCAGCGAGACCAUGAGGAAAUUCAACAUCAGGAAGGUGCUGGACGGCCUGACCGCAGGCUCGUCCUCGGCCUCGCAACAGCAGCAACAGCAGCAGCACCCGCCGGGGAACCGGGAACCCGAGAUCCAGGAGACGCUCCAGUCCGAACACUUCCAACUGUGCAAGACUGUUCGCCAUGGAUUCCCCUAUCAGCCCUCAGCCCUGGCCUUUGAUCCCGUACAGAAGAUCCUGGCAGUAGGAACUCAGACUGGUGCUUUAAGACUCUUUGGUCGUCCAGGAGUGGAGUGUUAUUGCCAACAUGAGAGCGGAGCUGCGGUAAUUCAACUCCAGUUCCUGAUUAAUGAGGGAGCCCUUGUGAGUGCCUUGGCUGAUGACACCUUACACUUGUGGAAUUUACGUCAGAAAAGGCCUGCCAUACUACAUUCACUUAAAUUUUGCAGAGAAAGGGUUACAUUUUGCCAUCUGCCUUUCCAGAGUAAGUGGCUCUAUGUGGGCACUGAACGAGGUAAUAUACAUAUUGUCAAUGUGGAGUCCUUCACACUCUCAGGCUAUGUCAUUAUGUGGAAUAAAGCCAUUGAACUGUCAUCUAAAUCUCACCCAGGUCCUGUUGUCCAUAUAAGUGAUAAUCCCAUGGAUGAGGGGAAGCUUUUGAUUGGCUUUGAAUCUGGAACAGUUGUCUUAUGGGACCUCAAGUCAAAGAAGGCAGACUACAGAUACACAUACGACGAGGCUAUUCACUCUGUGGCAUGGCAUCAUGAAGGAAAACAAUUUAUUUGCAGUCAUUCUGAUGGUACUUUGACCAUAUGGAAUGUGAGGUCCCCUGCUAAACCUGUACAGACAAUCACUCCUCAUGGAAAACAGUUAAAGGAUGGGAAGAAACCAGAGCCAUGCAAGCCUAUCCUCAAGGUGGAGUUCAAAACGACUAGAUCUGGGGAACCUUUUAUUAUUUUGUCAGGAGGCCUGUCAUAUGAUACUGUGGGAAGGAGGCCUUGCUUAACAGUGAUGCAUGGGAAAAGCACGGCUGUGCUGGAAAUGGACUAUUCUAUUGUUGAUUUUCUCACACUCUGUGAAACACCAUACCCGAAUGAUUUUCAAGAACCAUAUGCUGUGGUUGUUCUUCUGGAAAAGGAUUUAGUACUGAUAGACCUUGCACAAAAUGGAUAUCCUAUAUUUGAGAAUCCCUACCCUUUGAGUAUACACGAGUCCCCUGUUACAUGUUGUGAAUAUUUUGCUGAUUGUCCCGUGGACCUCAUUCCUGCACUUUAUUCUGUUGGAGCUAGACAGAAACGUCAAGGCUACAGCAAAAAGGAAUGGCCCAUCAAUGGAGGUAAUUGGGGCUUGGGUGCUCAAAGUUACCCAGAAAUAAUUAUUACAGGGCAUGCUGACGGGUCAGUUAAGUUCUGGGAUGCUUCUGCAAUAACUCUACAAGUACUGUAUAAAUUAAAAACGUCUAAAGUGUUUGAAAAGUCAAGAAGUAAAGAUGACAGACCGAAUACAGACAUUGUAGAUGAAGAUCCAUACGCCAUUCAGAUCAUCUCCUGGUGCCCAGAGAGCAGAAUGCUGUGCAUAGCUGGAGUGUCAGCACAUGUCAUCCUUUAUAGAUUCAGCAAGCAGGAAGUGGUGACAGAAGUCAUCCCGAUGCUUGAAGUUCGACUGUUAUAUGAAAUAAAUGAUGUGGAAACGCCAGAGGGUGAGCAGCCGCCACCUUUGUCCACCCCCGUGGGCAGCUCCAACCCUCAGCCCAUUCCUCCUCAGUCUCAUCCAUCCACCAGUAGCAGCUCAUCUGAUGGGCUUCGUGAUAAUGUACCUUGCUUAAAAGUCAGAAGCUCACCACUUAAACAGUCUCCAGGUUAUCAGACAGAGCUAGUUAUUCAGUUGGUGUGGGUGGGUGGAGAACCUCCACAACAGAUCACCAGCCUGGCACUCAACUCUUCCUAUGGACUGGUGGUUUUUGGCAACUGUAAUGGCAUCGCAAUGGUUGACUACCUCCAGAAGGCAGUACUGCUCAACCUCGGCACCAUUGAACUGUACGGCUCAAACGAUCCUUACCGGCGAGAACCCCGGUCGCCUCGGAAAUCACGACAACCUUCAGGAGCGGGCCUGUGUGACAUUACUGAAGGGACUGUCGUCACAGAAGAUCGCUGCAAGUCUCCAACUUCCGGUUCUUCAUCACCACACAAUUCAGAUGAUGAGCAAAAAGGGAAUAAUUUUAUAGAAAAGGUGAAGACCAAAAGCAGAAAGUUUUCCAAGAAGGUAGCCAGUGACCUAGCAAAGAUGUCAAGGAAAUUAAGCUUGCCAACUGAUCUAAAGCCCGAUUUAGAUGUAAAAGAUAAUUCCUUCAGCAGAUCGCGGAGUUCAAGUGUAACCAGCAUUGACAAGGAAUCCCGAGAAGCUAUCUCUGCUCUUCAUUUCUGUGAAACUUUUACUCGCAAGGCAGACUCCUCCCCCUCUCCCUGUCUGUGGGUGGGAACAACACUGGGAACAGUGUUCAUCAUCACACUGAACCUUCCCCCAGGGCCCGAGCAAAGACUCCUUCAGCCAGUGAUCGUGUCUCCAAGUGGUACUAUAUUGAGGUUAAAAGGUGCAAUCUUGAGAAUGGCAUUUCUGGAUGCCGCGGGCUGCUUAAUGCCACCUGCAUACGAACCCUGGAAAGAGCACAUCGUUCCCGAAGAAAAAGACGAAAAGGAGAAAUUGAAAAAGCGGCGACCUGUCUCAGUCUCCCCCUCCUCUUCUCAGGAAAUUAGUGAAAACCAGUAUGCAGUGAUAUGUUCUGAAAAGCAAGCAAAGGUAAUCUCACUGCCAACCCAGAACUGUGCGUAUAAGCAGAACAUUACUGAGACGUCGUUCGUGCUUCGUGGAGACGUUGUAGCACUGAGCAACAGUGUCUGCCUCGCCUGCUUCUGUGCCAAUGGCCACAUUAUGACCUUCAGUUUGCCAAGCUUAAGACCUCUGUUGGACGUCUACUACUUGCCCCUUACCAACAUGCGGAUAGCCAGGACCUUUUGCUUCACCAACAAUGGACAAGCAUUAUACCUUGUUUCACCUACAGAAAUCCAGAGACUCACCUACAGUCAAGAGACGUGUGAAUAUCUUCAAGAGAUGCUGGGUGAGCUCUUCACUCCUGUAGAAACGCCAGAAGCACCCAACAGGGGCUUCUUUAAAGGCCUAUUCGGAGGCGGUGCACAGUCUCUCGACAGAGAAGAACUAUUUGGCGAGUCCUCCUCAGGAAGGGCCUCGAGGAGCCUUGCGCAGCACAUCCCGGGUCCUGGUGGGAUCGAGGGUGUGAAAGGAGCAGCAUCUGGAGUGGUGGGUGAAUUAGCCCGAGCCAGGUUGGCCCUGGAUGAGAGAGGGCAGAAACUUGGCGACCUGGAAGAGAGAACUGCAGCUAUGUUAUCCAGCGCAGACUCGUUUUCCAAACAUGCUCAUGAGAUGAUGCUGAAAUACAAAGAUAAAAAGUGGUACCAGUUCUGACAACCAGAAUCCACUAAGACCAACUUCAGCCAGAAGGAGAAGGAAAUUUCCUUGUUGAUGUCAUUGGUAUCUUUGGGAAAGAUAACAUACAAGGGAUGUACACCACUGAGGACUGUUCUAUCCCAGCACAAUCAAGCACUGUUUUACCUCAGUCACAUGGCUUUACCUGAGAACUCACCCGCGUGCAAACCGGACGGAGCAUAUGGUGUGUGCUGGCUGUGAGUUGACAGACAGAGAACUUAGCGGGGUCACGUUGACAGAUGAAAACCACAAAGGGAUGUUGAGAAGUCCUGGUGGGCUGUUUCUUGGAUCAUUCCUGUAUUAAACUUUCAUAUGCCAAAAGAUUUUGUGCCGUUGUAUCUGCCGUCAGUGUUUGAUCCGAGGUAGGGAGAGGCAAUAAAUCCGAAGUUCUAAGUCCGAAA
This is a messenger RNA of Peromyscus eremicus (cactus mouse), 4015 nucleotides long. RefSeq names its product syntaxin binding protein 5 (gene Stxbp5). Gene Ontology annotation, cellular component: cytoplasm; SNARE complex; plasma membrane. The record is from RefSeq and is a predicted model, not a curated record. Bases 135 to 3593 code for a protein of 1152 amino acids. Gene Ontology annotation, biological process: regulation of protein secretion; regulation of exocytosis. NCBI's taxonomy places the organism in Eukaryota, Metazoa, Chordata, Mammalia, Rodentia, Cricetidae. The transcript has 28 exons. Gene Ontology annotation, molecular function: syntaxin binding; myosin II binding; GTPase activator activity.